AUGAGCUAUGCUGGUAAACAUCCCAACAUUGUUGAGCUUGUUGGAGUUCAAUUUGAUAAAGGUGGCAAAGGUUAUCUCGCCCCCACCGAGAUUGAGACGGUUAAACCGUUUGACACACACACGCUAUUACUUUGGACAAAACAAGUUUGUUCAGCUAUGACGUUUCUGUCUGCAAAGCAGAUAAAAAUUAACUCCGGAAGUUACGUGCAGAUAAUUCACGGAGAUCUUGCCGCACGGAAUGUACUCGUUGAUGAACACUUUGUCGCGAAAAUUUCCGAUUUCGGCCUCUCCAGACAGAUUUAUGACCAAUACAAGAAAUAUGUGUUUGCCAAAAAGGAAACUCAGCUCCCAUGGAGAUGGCUUGCCAUUGAGACGCUAAAACAUUCUAAAUUCUCUAGCGAGUCAGAUAUCUGGGCGUUUGGGGUGUUCAUGUGGGAAAUGUUCAGUCUGGGGGAUACACCUUACACUGCCGGAAGUCAAUGGGGACCAGAAUUCGUGUCCUUCCUCGACCAAGGCUUGAGACUGGAGGCACCGGAAUACGCGCGACAAGAAAUGUAUGAAAACAUUUACCUCAAAUUUGUGAUUGCCCUUUAUUGA
Folsomia candida is the source of this 597-nucleotide messenger RNA. Its product is annotated as tyrosine-protein kinase receptor Tie-1. Gene Ontology annotation, biological process: multicellular organism development; protein phosphorylation; positive regulation of kinase activity. The record is from RefSeq and is a predicted model, not a curated record. NCBI's taxonomy places the organism in Eukaryota, Metazoa, Arthropoda, Collembola, Entomobryomorpha, Isotomidae. The transcript is spliced from 5 exons. Gene Ontology annotation, cellular component: signaling receptor complex. Bases 1 to 597 code for a protein of 198 amino acids. Gene Ontology annotation, molecular function: transmembrane receptor protein tyrosine kinase activity; ATP binding.